Molecule: messenger RNA, 357 nt
Organism: Urocitellus parryii (Arctic ground squirrel)
Lineage: Eukaryota; Metazoa; Chordata; Mammalia; Rodentia; Sciuridae
Product: D-dopachrome decarboxylase-like
Molecular function (GO): phenylpyruvate tautomerase activity
Source: RefSeq, a predicted model, not a curated record
AUGCCCACGAUUGAGCUGGACACCAACUUGCCGUUCAAUCGCGUGCCCGUGGGUCUGGAGAAGCGGCUCUGCGCGACCGCUGCCACCAUUCUGGGCAAACCUGAGAACCGUGUGAAYGUGACGGUGCGAGCCGGUCUUACCAUGGCGCUGUGUGGAUCUACAGAGCCCUGUGCCCAGCUGAUUGUCUCCUCCAUUGGCGUGGUGGGCACUGCAGAGGAGAACCGCGGCCACAGCGCCAGUUUCUUCGAGUUCCUUACCAAGGAGCUGGCCCUAGGCCAGGACAGGAUAAUUAUCCGCUUUUACCCCUUGGAGCCCUGGCAAAUUGGCAAGGAUGGGACAGUUGUGACAUUUUUAUGA